UUGUAUAUUGUUAAUGACAUAAAACAUAUUUAUAGAUUGUUGCUGACAGAGAAUCAUAUAAUUUGUGUUCCGUGUGUUAUCUGAAUGUACUUGCCUGUGAUGCUGCCACAAGUCAGUGUUUCUCUGUACCUGUACCUUCCCGUACUUGUGCACUUGGCAAUAAAUUCAAUGCGUCCUGAGAAAACUCAGUGAGAUUUGAUUAGUGAUGAUCAUCUUGACAGCUCUGUAGGUCGAAUGUAUGAGACAGUACACUGUUAAAUGCAAAACGCUGAACAGUGUUGAUGAUCAGAGGGAUCUUAGACUCCUAGUUCAUCGCUCCCUGAAAGAGACUGCACAGAUUGAUCGGGUGGUUAAGAGGGCAAAUGUUUAUGGUUGUCUUUAUUAGUUGAAGCAAUGAGUUCAAAAGUCGGGAAGUUGUGUUGCAGCUUUGUAAAACUAGUUAGACCACAUCGGGAGUGUUUCAUACAGUUCUGGUCGCCCCAUUCUAGGAAGGAUGUCGUGGCAUUGGAGAGGGUGCUGAAGAGGUUUACCAGGAUAUUGCCUGGAUUAGAGGGCAUGAGUUAAAGCAAAAGUUUGGACAAACUUGCUCUGCCCGCGGUGGGAGCAUCUACCGGUCACGUGAUCCCGUUUGCCCCUCCCAUUUAACUGCAGAUGGGCAGCAUCUGCGCGUGUUUCAGAGGCCCCGCCCUCCGGAUGACGCAACAUUCACUUUGCGCAUGCUCAGUGUUUUCCUUUCCGCUCAGCGCAGAAGCCGAUCAUCUGCGGGCUCGGGAAGGGAUCCUCGCCUCUUGGGUUGGGAGCGAGGGGUCGCGAUCACUGUCUGCCGCCGAAGAUAUCACUUUCCCAUCGGUUAAAAACGACAAGGAAUUUAUCUACGGGAAUCUCAAACAAAACGCGCCAGUUUUGCUCUCUCUGUCCACGUAUAUAAGAAGUGGAGCAAGGGAUUCACUCAAUCAUCCUUCCUGCUCAGACUGUGAGGAGAGAUUCACUCGAUCAUCUGACCGACUGGCAUGCCUGUCAGUUUACAGAAGAGAGAGGCUGUUCACCUUUUUAAACUGUGGGGAUUCAAGCUCAUCUCAUGAAGGUAAAUCAGCAAAUUCACACUGGACAAGGCCAUUCACCUGUCCUGUGUGUGGGAAGGGAUUCAGUCGGCCUUCCCACCUGUGGACACACCAGUCAGUUCACACUGGGCAGAGGCUGGUCAUCUGCUGAACUUGUGGGGAAGGAUUCACUCAGUCAUCUGACCUAAUGGCUCACCAGCGAGUUCACACCAGGGAGCGGCUGUUCACCUGCUCGGACUGUGGGAAGGGAUUCACUUGUUCAUCUAAACUGAAGGUACAUCAGCGAGUUCACACUGGGGAGAGGCCGUUCACCUGCUCAGACUGUGGGAAGAGAUUCACUUCGUCAUCCCAACUGAAGGAACAUCAGAGAGUUCACACUGGGGAGAGGCCCUUCACCUGCUCAGUCUGUGGGAAGGGAUUCCCUUUGUCAUCUCGCCUACUGAGACACCAGUCAGUUCACACCGGAGAGUGGCCACACACCUGCUCACUCUGUGGGAAGGGAUUCACUUUGCCAUCCUCCCUACAGAGACACCAGUCAGUUCACACCGGAGAGUGGCCAUUCACCUGCUCAGACUGUGGGAAGCAAUUUACUUGGUCAUCCCAUCUGAAGAUACAUCAGCGAGUUCACACUGGAGAGAGGCCAUUCACCUGCUCAGACUGUGGGAAGGGAUUCACUCGGUCAUCUCAACUGAAGGUACAUCAGCGAGUUCACACUGGGGAGAGGCCUUUCACCUGCUCAGACUGUGGGAAGGGAUUCAUUGAAUCAUUUCAACUGAAGGCACACCAGCAAGUUCACACUGGGGAGAGGCCAUUCACCUGUUCAGACUGUGGGAAGGGAUUCAAACGGUUAGCUCACCUGCUGACACACCGGUCAGUUCACACUGGGGAGAGGCCAUUCACCUGCUCAGACUGUGGGAAGGGAUUCACUGAGCCAUCUCAACUGAAGGUACAUCAGCGAGUUCACACCGGGGAGAGGCCAUUCACCUGCUCAGACUGUGGAAAGGGAUUCACUCAGUCAUCUCAACUGAAGGUACAUCAGCGAGUUCACUCCGGGGAGAGGCCAUUCACCUGCUCAGACUGUGGGAAGCGAUUUACUUGCUCAUCCCAACUGAAGGUACAUCAGCAAGUUCAUACUUGGGAGAGGCCAUUCACCUGCUCAAACUGUGGGAAGGGAUUCACUAAGUCAUAUAGACUGAAGGUACAUCAGAGAGUUCACACUGGGGAGAGGCCGUUCACCUGCUCAGAUUGUGGGAAGGGAUUCACACGGUCAUCUGCUCUACGGAGACACCAGUCAGUUCACACUGGCAAGAGGCCAUUCACCUGCUCAGUCUGUGGGAAGGGAUGCACUGAUUCAUUUGAACUGAAGGCACACCAGCGAGUUCACACCGGAGAGAGGCCAUUUUCCUGCUCAGACUGUGGGAAGGGAUUCACUUUGUCAUCUCAACUGAAGGUACAUCAGCGAAUUCACACGGGGGAGAAGCCGUUCACCUGCUCAGACUGUGGGAAGGGAUUCACACAGUUAGCUAGCCUACAAGCACACUGGUCAGUCCAUACUGGGGAGAGGCCAUUCAUCUGCUCAGACUGUGGGAAGGGAUUCACUGUGUCAUUUCAACUGAUGGCACACCAGCGAGUUCACACUGGGGAGAGGCCAUUCACCUGCUCAGACUGUGGGAAGGGAUUCUCUCAGUCAUCCACCCUUCAGAGACACCAGCAAGUUCACACUGGGGAGAGGCCAUUCACCUGCUCAGACUGUGGGAAGGGAUUCAAACGGUUCGCUCACCUGCUGACACACCAGCGAAUUCACACAGGGGAGAGGCCAUUCACCUGUUCACGCUGUGGGAAGGGAUUCACUGAGUCAUCUCAACUGAAGGUCCAUCAGCAAGUUCACACCGAGGAGAGGCCAUUCACCUGCUCAGACUGCGGGAAGGGAUUCACUCACUCAUCCAACCUACAGAAACACCAGCGAGUUCACACUGGGGAGAGGCCGUUCACCUGCUUGGACUGUGGGAAGCAAUUUACUUUGUCAUCGCAACUUAAGGUACAUCAGCGAGUUCACACUGGGGUGAGGCCGUUCAUCUGCUCAGAAUGUGGGAAGGGAUUCACUCAGUCGUCCACCCUACAGAGACACCAGCAAGUUCACACUGGGGAGAGGCCGUUCAUCUGCUCAGAAUGUGGGAAGGGAUUCACUAUGUCAAGUAAACUGAAGGUACAUCAGAGAAUUCACACCGGGGAGAGGCCGUUCACCUGCUCAGUCUGUGGGAAGGGUUUCACACAGUCAUCUGUUCUACUGAGACACCAGUCAGUUCACACUGGCAAGAGGCCAUUCACCUGUUCAGACUGUGGGAAGGGAUGCACUGAUUCAUCUCAACUGAAGGCACACCAACGAGUUCACACUGGGGAGAGGCCAUUCACCUGCUCAGACUGUGGGAAGGGAUUCACUCGGUCAUCUCAUCUGAAGGUACAUCAGCAAGUUCACACCGGGGAGAGGCCAUUCACCUGCUCAGUCUGUGGGAAGGGAUUCACUUCUUCAUCUCACCUACUGAGACACCAGUCAGUUCACACCGGGGAGAGGCCAUUCACCUGCUCAGUCUGUGGGAAGGGAUUCACUUCGUCAUCUCAUCUACUGAGACACAAGUCAGUUCAUACCAGGGAGUAGCCACUCAACUGCUCAGUUUGUGGGAAGGGGUUCAAUUGCUCAUUUCACCUACUGACACACCAGUCAGCCCAACAGGGACAUGGCUAUUCACCUGCUCAGACUGUGGGAAGGGAUUCAUUCAGUCAUCUCAACUGAAGGAACAUCAGCGAUUUCUCACAGGGGAGAGGCCAUUCACCUGCUCAGACUUUGGGAAGAAAUUUUCUCAGCCAAAUCAACAAAAUGUGCAUCAUUGAGUUCACACUGGGGUGAGGCCAUUCACCUGCUGUGAAUGUGGUGAAGGAUUUGUGAUGGACAUGGACUGUGCCUUUAAGAGAGAGAGAGAGAAACUAAUGCAGUACUGCUGCCUGUUUCUUGGUUGCUAUGGUGAGAGAGAAGUGGAGUUAUGUGAUGGACAGUUUGAUGUUCACAGUUGCUUCACAGCGUGUUUAUUUUAGCAAGGUCCCAGAGACACACAGCGGAACACCAGUUAAGGCAAACAGUCAAUGAAAGGAGGCCAGUAACAGAAGAGUCACUGGGGGAACUUCUGAGUGCUCACAAGGGUGGGUUGAGGAUCGAUCAGAAGAAUCGAUCAGUGGCUAUCAUGGUGUGUAGAAGGGUGACCCUGUGGAGGCUACCGGUGUGUCUACCCCUGCCUGGGUGGUAGCUUACCCUCGAAGAUGGUCCCCUUAGUGAUAAGCUAUGUUUGGCUGACUCGAAAGUGGAUUUGGAACCUGAUGACGGAAGAUGAACGUCACCUGUUUACUCGUUCUUCUCCUAUUGUGGUUUUCACCUUGGAUUAAAAUACGUCUCUUUCUCUCACAACAAUUCUUUGGAAUGAAUUGAACUUCCUUGCAUUACCAUCGUAAGACCUUAACUCUUGCUACCGGAGCUUUAAUGAUUUUGUGAAUUAUAUUUACAUACAUAUUUAUGCAUAACUACUAACAUUUGAUUUACUUGGUUUAAGUUACUAUAUUAAGUAGUUACUAAUAUAUAAUGGUUUUUAACAUCAAAACCAGACUCCAGGUGUGCUCUACUGCUGCUGGUUCAUUUAAACCAUUGCAUGUACGUAACAGAUUCAUUCAGUUAUCUAUCCAUAUGACACACUACCAGGUUCACACUGGGCAGUGGCUUUUCACCUGCUCUGAAUGUGGGAAGUGAGUCACUCAGUCAUCUAACCUUAUGUAACUCUCGCUUCAGCUAGCAGAUUAAUAUAGGGGGUAAUACCCCCAGCCCGGCCAAACUUAAGAAACCUCAUUUGGGUGGAUGCUGCGCGAUGUGUCCCCUGUUACAAAUCAGUACCCCAAAAUAACAAACAGUACACAAUAUGUGAUUAAACAAUUGAGCUUUAUAAUUUUUACAUUGACUAUAGGGUUACUGAAGUAAACAAAGAAAAGGGCCCACUCUCUUUAUUCGCGUCUUCUCAUCUCUCCCCAGCAAAUGACCAUGAAAAUCUUUCUUCCAGACUCACAAGGAAGAACAUUUCUGUCAUUGGAUAGCCCCGCACACCAAAAGCCUGUUAUCUCUAGUCGUAACCUAAACAUUGCUGCUACAGAGAAACCAUUACCUCAACAGUGAAACAUUACAGAGAGGCCGUUACAUGAGCAGUGAAACUUACAGCGUGUUAUACUUAUGACACACUACCGGGUUCACACUGGGGAGAAAGUUUCAAUAAGCUGCAUGCUGGAUAUUUAUCCAUCACCAUUGCUGAAUGCAAUUUCGAGAGUGACUGUCGGUGCUGAACUCUGCAAUUAUUGCUGCUGAUCACCACACCCAGUUCUGCACCCUGGUCUCUGGACAUGGGAGGAGUUUCUUCUGCUGCAUAUUCACCUUUAAUGGGACUGGAGUUUAAUCUUCUGCACCUGAGACGAAUAAAUCACUUUAUUUUAAACUCUGUCUCCGGUACUUAGUGAAUUUAUAACACACCUAGUGUAGAGUAGAGAGUCAACUCAGGCCGGUUGGACCCUGCCAGUGAUUCUGUUCCACAACAGUCCUUUUAAAUCCUCCCCUUUAUUUCCCCUCUCACUCUCCCUGUGGUGAUGGGUUCCAAACAGUCACCACUCUGUGGGUGAAGAGGUUUCCCUUGAAUUUUCUGCAGACUGAAGAAGUGGAGCUGACUGCAGUUCUGUCUGAGAUGUUCUUCGCCCCUCUAAUCUCUGGGCUGAGGAAGAAUGACAUUGGUAGUUGACCUCCUUAAUCGCGAUUCAUUCCCACAUUAUGGGUCAUUUUCCCUGCUUCUAAAGUGUUGUUCGGAAACAGUGCUGCCCUCUACACACUGUAAGCAGAAUGGGAAACCAUCAGUUGGAUUUUUGACGAAGUAGUGUCAGAAACCAGAGGCGGGUCUGCACAGGGCAGAGUUUGGGGCUCUGGAUGGUGGUCGGGGUAAGAAUGUAUGAUGAGGAGAAGGGAAUCAGCAGCAGGUCAUGGCAACGAAUGACAGUGUAGUAGCAUUUCAAAGAUGACUGACAGAGAAAAUAAUUUGUUUGUCUGACUGAUGACAAACAAUGCCUGUGGUGAGGUGCUCCACUGGUCAAGGGGCGUGUGUGUUGGGAAUGGUUUUAUUUAUUGAGGAAGCUGUUCCUGCUUGUUUAUCCUGUAAUAUUAUAUCCAGAUGGUUAUGACAGAUUGUCCUUUCUAUAAUAAUCUAUUGAUUACCUAUAAUUUGUAAGAUUUUGACUCUAAAACUGGAUCAGGCUUUAAUUUAUGGUGUCUUUAUGAAGUUAUGGUGGUUAUUCAUGAGCUUAAAGCAAGAUUUUGGUGAAUUAUAUUUGCUACUUGAUUGUACAUUUGUAAGUAAUCAGAUUGAGUUAAACUGCUGCAGGAUAUCCCGGAAAGCAUUGGAAUGUGUCUGGUUUCUCAUGGCAUUUUCUGCAUUCAUCACCUUGUUUGUUAGUCUUUAAUGUAUUUUUGAUAUUUUUUAUGUUAACCACCCUGUCCUGUAUUUCUGCAAGGAACCUCUAUUUCUGUAAAGACGUCUCCCACUUUGAGUCGGGCAUUCGAUGCUUCCUUGAUAAACAUCUAGUCUGCUCAAAUCAUUGGCGUGUCUUCCAUGGAGGGUCAUAAUCAUUCCACUGGUUAACAUUUUCUAUGAUAGUGAUGAUUGAUUUUUUUCUGAGUUGGCCGCUCAUUUAAGUUUUCUGGUAUGUACAUCAUUUCACAAAUGCAUAUGCGUGCAUGGAGUGCUGAAUCCUGCUUUAUUUUUGAAGAAGGUAUAUACUUUGGAGUUUUAUCUGACUGUUGUGUAAGUUUUUAAUGUCUGCAACUCCUCAUCCUGCUUCUGUCCUAAGUAGUGUUGAUCUAACUGCUUCAGUGUAGAUACUGUUUUCUAAAUUUGUCAUUUCAGUUCUUAUUUUUCUUUGUAAAGUUCCAUUUCGGAAUGGAACCAAGAUAUUUUUCCGAAAGAAUAGGUUUCGUUAAGGAAAAUAUAUUCUUAGGAGAUAUUUUACUUAAUUCUCUCCCCCCCCCCAUUACAUUUCUUACUCUCACUUCUCAUCUUCCCCCCCACAAAAAAAAAAUGUCAACACUUCAAGAGUAUCGAGAGGCCUUUGAAAGGAAGCUCUCCAAGUACGCAGGACUGGUCAGCAACUGUCAGCAGGCUGGAUGGAGAGCGAGGUGUCUCCCAGUGGAGGUUGGUUGUAGGGCAUUUGUAGCCCGUUCUUUUGUUAGAGCCUCAGCAUUUUCAGCAUUUUGGGCAUCGAGGGAGAGAGCCAUCCACAGUACCACCGAUGCGGCAGAGAGGGCCUCAAGAUGGCUGUGGCUCAAAAGAGGGGAGCCAUGGAGUCAUAAGUAGCUAGCCAUCUGGACACAAGCUGGGGUCUGAUCAGCCCCGGCUGGGUCACCUGGAGGAGGUUGUAUGAUGUUGAAAGACCCGAAACACCCGAUGAUUCCAGGAACAUCACUGAAGAUGUGUCCAGAAGCUUCAAUAGAUGUAUGUACACAGGGGUAGAAGUGGGUAUAGGUACUAUUACUAAGGAGAAAAUUUGCUUUGGAAGCUGAAAGGCCUGGAAGUAGAUAAAGCUCCUGGACCAGAUAGUGUAUGCCCCAGGAUUCAGAAAAUGGUAGCUGAAGAGCUUGUGAAGGGAUUAGAGUCAUAGAACACUACAAUCUAGUCUGUGCUAAAGUAUUUAUCUGCCUAGUUCCAGCAACCUCCAUUCCCUUCCUUUCAUGCACCCAUCCAAACUUUGCUUAAAUGUUGAAAUCGCCCCUGCCACUUGCUCUGGCAGCGCAUUACACAUUCUCACCAACUCUGAGGGAAGACGUUCACUCUCGUGUCUAUCUUAAAGAAUGGGUAAUGACCUUUCAAGAAUCACCAGACUUGGGAAAUGGCUCUGGCGGGCUAGAAAGUUGCAAAUGUCGCUCUAUUCUUUAAGAAGUGAGGUAGGCAGAAGGAAGGAAAUUAUAUGACAGUUUCUGACCUCAGUGGGUGGAGUCCAUUCAGGAUGUUUCUUCGGGGUACCUGGCACACAAUAAUAUCGGGCAAAGUCAUCAUGGUUUCCUGGAGGGAAAAUCUUGUCUCGGAAAUCUGUUGGAGGGUAGGUGCGGGGCAGGUAGCUUAGAGCUAAGCGGGUGUCUGCAGAAGGACUUGGACAGGUUUGGAGAACAGACAAUGAAGUGCCAGAUAAAAUACAGUGUAGCGACUGCUGUCUACAGUCAGGUACUCAGGUUCAUUCGGCAUAGUGUUUCAUGAACAUUGUUAGCAAAACACUCCGAUACAAUACGGGUUUCAUUUUGUUACAGACAGAAGUGGCAUUUUGGUACUACAACUAAAGAAUAUUUCUACCGUGUUGGAGACGCUUUCAAAAACCCCACGCCUACUGAUAUAAUUGAUAAAAUUUGAGGUUUAAAUCCCUUUCAGAAGGGAUUAAUAGCAAUUAUCUAUGAUAUAAAUAUGAAAUUACACCCAGGUAUAUCCGAUAAAAUUAAAAAUGAAUGGGAAAGGGAACUUCAACUUAGUCUACCUACAGAGAAAUGGGAUAUUUUUUUUUCAAUUAGUACUUCUUCUAUAUGUGCUAAGAAUACAUUAAUACAAUUUAAAGUUGUGCAUAGAGCCCAUAUGUCCAAAGAUAUAUUAGCCCGUUUUUAUUCCCAUAUAAACCCUAUUUGUGAUAGAUGUCACUCUGAGGUGGCUUCUUUAACGCAUAUGUUUUGGUCCUGUCUUCUUUUGGAAAAAUAUUGGAAAGAUAUUUUUGAUAUUAUAUCAACAGUUCUAUGUCUUGAUUUACAACCCCAUCCUAUUGCGGCAAUUUUUGGUUUGCCAAUGUUAGAACAUAGAUCUUUGUCUUCUUCAGCCUGUCGGAUGAUAGCAUUUGUCACUUUAAUGGCCAGAAGAUCUAUUUUAUUGAACUGGAAGGAAACCAAUCCUCCUACUAUAUUCCAAUGGUUUUCUCAAACUAUAUUAAGUUUAAAUUUAGACAAAAAUUAGAGGUGAUAUUUCCGAUCCUUAGGUUAAAUUUGAAGAAACUUGGAAACCUCUAAUGCAACAUUUUCAUAUGAUGAUCUUUCCGAAUCCUUUUUAUUAACUUAAGUUAUAUGAAUAGAGGAGCGGAGUUGAUGACAUUACUGAACGUGUCUGAUUCAAGAUAAUGGUCUAGCCAUGUUUUGCUCUUUUUUUUGGGGGGGGGGAUAAUAUUUAGUUUUUUGUUCUUUUUCUUUUCUGUUUUUUUCUUUGUUUAUACAUAUUUCUUUUUAUUUCCUUUUUUAUAUAUCUAAUUACAUUAUGAGUUUGGAAGUCUAUUAUACCCAUGUUACUUAAAAUAUUUUUUGUACAUACUUAUAAAGAUUAUUCCCACCUCUUUGUAUCAACAUUUUUACUGUGUUUAUAAUUUUGAAAAUUUAAUCAAAAGAUUUAAAAAGAAACAAAAACCCCACGCCAUCUGUGAAAACCUUUCUAACCCCUACAUCGCACUCCGUUUCUGUAAAGCUCUCCGACCCCGACAGCACUCGCCAUCUGUGAAAACCCUUCCAACCCCUACAUCACUCCCCGUUUCUGUAAACAUCUCC
This is a messenger RNA of Mobula hypostoma (lesser devil ray), 9693 nucleotides long. RefSeq names its product zinc finger protein 850-like. The record is from RefSeq and is a predicted model, not a curated record. Bases 1249 to 3717 code for a protein of 822 amino acids. The transcript is spliced from 2 exons. Gene Ontology annotation, biological process: regulation of transcription by RNA polymerase II. Gene Ontology annotation, cellular component: transcription regulator complex; chromatin; PcG protein complex. Lineage: Eukaryota; Metazoa; Chordata; Chondrichthyes; Myliobatiformes; Myliobatidae. Gene Ontology annotation, molecular function: RNA polymerase II cis-regulatory region sequence-specific DNA binding; DNA-binding transcription factor activity, RNA polymerase II-specific.